AUGGGUUCGCGGAUUCUGCUUCUGUCCCUUGCAGGUUUUCUUUUUUCCUUCAUUUCGAAUUGAAAGUGGAGAGGAGCGUUCAUUGGGAACUUCACGAAAAAAUUAUUUCCAGCACUAGUCGUUGUGGCGCUAUGUGCACCGGCGGAGCAACAACGCGUUCGCCGCAACAUGGUCCGCGGAAGACCUCGCGGAGGCAUGAAGAAGAUGCCGAUUGUGAGGAGAGCCUCUCUGAUUUUCGUCGACAGAAAAAUUCCAGCGUGAUCCUUCCGUCCAGAUUGACGCCGCUGUUGCCGGCACUUUCCAACAGAAGCUCGAUCAUUUCGACGCUUCCAACAUCGGAACUUUCGACCAGGUGUUCAUAAAAAUCUUUCGUUAACUGGCGAAGGAACUCAAUUAGAAAAAAACCCAAAGCAUACACAAAUUGGGCUCUCUGCUGAAAAACGUGCAGGUAGUAUCUCCUUUGAUGGGAUUCUGCACGGUUUAUCGCAGGUGCAAAAAAUCUCAGAAAGUUUCAGUAUAGUCUAAUAUAUAGUACUGUACAGUACAGAUUUACAGAAUGAAUGAAAAUUGCAAUAAGGCAAUGCUAUGUGAAGUUUUUUUUUUUGCGGAAUAGAGCAUAUACUGUAGCCUUUGAUCAUUUUCAGCAAUUAUUUCGUUUGCAUAUAUACAUUGCAGCGUUAUUGGUACAACAACCAGUGGUAUAAAGACGGAGGUCCAGCUUUCUUGAUGCUGGGCGGCGAAGGGCCCGAGGAUCCGUAUUGGGUGUCGACAAGUAACGACAACCUAAGAAAGCUCGCCAAUGUCGGGGUUUAGGCAGUCUUGAAUGGACCACGAUCGCCCAGCAACAGGGCGCCUGGGUGUUCGACAUCGAGCACCGUUUCUACGGACAGACCCAUCCUACUCGGUACACUGUUUUUCUGUUCAUAUAUAGUUAGGAAAUGGAGCUCCGAAACCUGAAAUAGUGUCAUGUAGUUAUCUUUGGAGCCCUUCUGUUUCAUGAUUUCUAUUCGAGUCGGAAAUAGAAAAAAAUAGGUAUGUCGAUUCAUAUAAUGAGAAGCUAAAUUGGAGUUGUGAAGCAGAACAACGAAAAAAAAGGUUGUUACAGCGACAUGUCGACGGACAACUUGAAGUUCCUCAGUUCUGCACAGGCCAUCGAAGACGCCGCUGACUUCAUCAAAGUGGAGGACGACUCGAAUGGAUAUUCACCAAGAAAUCAAUUUUAGGCUAUGACGACGAAGUUCCCCCAGCUCGCCAACGCUAAAUGGGUCACUUUUGGAGGAUCUUACUCAGGUUGGACUGAGUUGACCAUAUAAUCUGGUGAUGAAUAGAGGUCAUCACAUUUUUUGCUUCGAAGUUCAUCUACUUUAUGAGAUUUCGCUGUAUUUCAUCAUUAACCAAUGUUAUAUUCUGCAUAACUUCACUAAACGAUUUUGAAUUUUAUUUAAAAGUAUUCUGGUUUCAUGCCGAACUUUUGCGCCUCGUCAACUAUAGCAAAUAAGGCUGCAGAAACUUGAAAUUUUCACCGUUUGAGGGAUUUUUCUUAUCAGACAUCAACAUUUGAUAAAAUUUGGUUUCACUUGGUCGCACUUCUACGAGGUGAAUAGACUCAAUGAAAGUUUCGCAAAAAUGCCGUUGAAGGGAAUGAACCCAGCUCGACCCAAAAAUUUAAAGAUAACUUUUUGACUUGACUUAUGUAAUCGACGUAUUUCUACAAAACUAAAUAACUUUCCAUAAUUUUUUUCUUUUUUUAAAUCACCUAAAAAGGAACAAUCGAGAAAUUUUUUUGACAAAACUUACAAUAUCAUUGCGUUUCAAAAAAACUUCUUUUAUAUUUUUCAUUCUAUUAAUUGAGAUAUUUUUUUGAAUUUAGGUGUGAAAAAGAAAAAAAUCUAACGAAAAACUUUGAGCAUAGUGAUGAAGAUAUGAAGUCUUACUUAAUUAUGGGGUUCAAAUGCAAUAAAACUUCAGCAACUUGCUAUGUCUUUUUCAUAAUAACGCAUAAAACAGGUUAAAAAGGAGUACUUAUCAUUUUUAUUUUCUUCGAUUGUAAGAUCAUAAUUUUUCGAAUAGAAGAGCCAAAAAUGUUUUCUCCAUAGGUCUUUCAGAGGUUGUACAAAAUAGUAAUGUAAAAACAUAAACAACUAUGGGCUAGGGGGGUAAAUCGGGAGGUCGAGCCGACAGCUGGAUGCCACGCCCUCUUUUGGCCAUAACUUUUUGAGUAGCAAUUUUUUUUAAAACUAACCGGAUUAUAAACAUUGAUAGCUUCCUCUAUCGCUAUGAAAAAUAUUUUUAAAUAUUUUUGAAAAUAUGGUUGGCGGUUUCUAGGUUCAGCUUUCCGUUGCUCUCGAUUUGUGGGAAAAUAGCGGUAAAAAUGCAUAAUCUUGUUUUCAUUAUUUAAUUACUCUUGAGAAUAAAUCUACUCGAUAUUUUGUUCAUCGAAGAGAGGUUAGCCAUUUUAUGAUCAAAGUGUUUGAGGAGCUCUCGCCGCCUGGACGCGUGUCAAGCACCCAGAGCUCGUGUUCGCAGCCGUCGGUAGCAGCGGCCCUGUCCAGGCCGAGGUCGACUUUGUCGGUGAGAUUCACUGGAAGGAGCCCAGCAACAUGGCCUUCAGAAUACCUCGAAGUGGUGCAGAACUCGAUUACGCGCAACUCUUCGGCUUGCGCUGCUAGUGUCACCAGCGGCUUCAACCAGGUCGCCCAGCUCCUUCAGACGCCAGCAGGCCGUCAGACUCUCAAAACCACCUUCAAGUUCGUUCAAAUCCUCGAUACGAAAAAUCGCGCUUUUCAGCCUUUGUCAGAGUUUGAACAUCAACGACGCCAACAACAUCAAGUACUUCUGGGAAACCGUCUACAGUCCUUAUAUGGAGAUUGUUCAGUACUCCGGAGACUCCGCUGUAUGUUUUGAAUAUCAUAAAAAAAUUUAAAAAAUAAAUAAAUCAAGUUUGAAGCUCUAAAGAAGAAAAAACCUAAAGGUUUAAUAAGCUAUUUCCAAUUUCAGAAGAAUAAUGAUUCGUUUAAAAACAAAAAGAUUUCAACUAAUUGUUCGUGACCUUGUUGUAAUCAGAGUUACAGGGAGAGUUUGCAACGCAGUUGACAAUUUCUCACGCGAUCUGCCGUUAUCACUUGAACGACAACUCCAACACUCUUCAGAAGAUGAAGCAGGUCUGUAACAAGAGCUUCCUUUUCACCGAGGAAACUAGGUGAACGACUACUUCAACAUGGCCAGUGGCUAUUUCGGCUGCAACGACAUCGACUACAACGGAUUUAUCGAGUUCAUGAAAGACACGUCCUACGGCGAUGCUCAAUCCGGUAUUUCUCGAGUCGAGUUCUUAUCUCGGAAGUUUUGCAGACCGCGCUUGGGUGUGGCAGACGUGCACAGAGUUCGGCUACUACCAGUCGACGGACUCCACCAAGUCGGGUCCGUGGUACGGAGGCGUCAACAACUUGCCCGUCCAGUCAGUCUGCACCUCUCGGCUCAGCAGAUCUCUUACUUCCAGAUACUAUAUCGACGAGUGCACCGCCAUAUAUGGAUCGGCCUACAACUCGGACUCUGUUAAAGCAGCUGUCGACCAGACCAACAAAUACUACGGCGGUCGUGACAACUUGACGGUUAGUUGUUGGGUCUAAUGAAAGAUUUCACGAAUUUCUUUCAAUCAGUUCAUUAUUGAUCCUAAAGAGAAAAGAGCGAUAAGUCUAGUUUGCAAUGAUAAUAGUGAUUUUUUAGAGACAAGUUCUAUAUAAAAUAGUUAAGGGUAUGAAAAAUGUGUGCUAAAUCUGCAUUGCCUUCUUACCUGGUUAGAAAGACGAGAAUUUAUUAUUGUCUAUGUUAUGAUAAUGGUUCAGACCAGUCGCAUCGUGCUGCCGAACGGCGACAUCGAUCCGUGGCACGCCCUCGGCAAACUCACGAGCAACAGUUCUGAUAUCGUUCCGGUAGUUAUCAACGGCACCGCCCACUGCGCCGACAUGUACGGCACGUCUCCUCAUGACUUGCAGUCCCUGACCGACGCUCGGAAGCUCAUCGCCAGCACUUUGGACGGCUGGCUCAAAGCCUAG
Caenorhabditis auriculariae is the source of this 4052-nucleotide messenger RNA. Lineage: Eukaryota; Metazoa; Nematoda; Chromadorea; Rhabditida; Rhabditidae. The record is from the annotation of a GenBank genome assembly.